UCUUCAUUGGGUCUCUGCCUCGCCCGUCUCUCUAUAAAGCCUGCCUGCCUGCUUGCCUGGAUCCGCGGUCAUUCUGGGCUCUCUUUCCACCCGCUCUCGCCAGUGGACCGGAUCGUGCGGUUUGGCCUUAGCAUCCUUCCUUUAUUUUCCAGGUUCCACUUUAGGAUAAAUGACAGUGCAGCUGGAAGGAUCAAAGAAUCGAAAGAACUGCCAGUGGAUCGAUGCUGAGCUCUUGAGCUACAAUUGGCUGAAUAGAUUUGUUCUCACUCUAUCCAAGGAGGUAUAAAAGGUAUCUUCAUCUUGAACAAUGUUGUCUCUGGACCAGAUCCACACUGACCCACCCCAAACACCCAAGGAAUUCGAUUGGGCAGAACAGAGCUUUCUUCCACCAUUGAGUCCACUGCGCAGUGCCCGGCACAGAGAUACACUCCUGGAUAGCAAAAUUAGCCCUGAGGAUGCACAGGCCAGGGCCUGGACAGCCUAUUACUAUGACUUGUUGCAAUGCAGCUUACAGCAACAAGGGCUCCCAGAAACCAUUGAUCUCACCAAGGAGCCCCGAUCAGGAUUUGGACCCUCAGAUAUAACCAUCUGUGUCUUGGGUUGCCCUGCUUCAUAUCUGUCAGUGCUUCUGGAAGGUGGCAACCAGUGUCCUGGUAACAUGCUGCUGUGCUUGUCACCAGCCUGGCUCUCCAAGGUUCCCUCAGAAACUCAUCCUGGCGAGUCAUCUUUAUAUGUGCUGAAGGCAGUGACAUUUGAGCUUGGUGGCCGCACAAUGCUGGAAGAAUUUUCUUCCCCACGUCGGGUCAGCUACUUCACAGGGAGCUUUGGGCCCUGCAAGUUGCAGGGCCAGUCAGCAGCAGAAUUGGCCCGAGAUCUUGAUUGCCCCACCGGAGGUUCGGGAGAGUUGACUCGCCUGCUAGAGGACAAGUUGCUGACCCGGCAGCUCAUGGAUCAGAAGGGAGAAGUAGCUGUGCCCCCCACCUUGGCCUUCACCUUCAAGCGCCCAAUGCUCCUGCGCAAUGAGACAGAAGAGCAACGCAUCCACGUGGUUGAAUUGGGUGGCCGGGAAGGACAAGACAACCUUCUGCAGGAGGAAAUUACAGCCUUCUUGCAAGGUGGUGCAAUGGAGUUGUACAAACAGGUGGUGGUGAAGCCCUCAGGCUGGCGCUGCAAUGGAGCCCAAGCGGUAUCAUUUCAUGACAAGUCAGAACAUGGAUGCAUUCUGCAGGUGGUCCUUUCCUUGCUGGAGACUCUAGAGGAAGAUGAGAGCAUUUUGCUGGAGCCUUUCAUCCCUACUGCUCACAUCAUCCAAUCUGGGCCUUUAGUUACCAACAACUCUUCAGUUCCAGGCAACAUAUCUCUGCAGCGUAACCUGGCAAUCCGAAUAUGUGCUAUGGUAUGCCGGUCCCGAAAAGACCAGCCUCUGCUAAGCAAGGUAAUAUGUGGUGUAGGUCCAGCAAAUAAGCCACUGAAGCACCAGACCACAGUGCCUCAGAGUCUGGAAAGCAGCCUACAGCACUGGGGACUAAAAGAUGAGGUCCAAAUUGCUGCAAUCCACGCCCAGAUUAAGAAAAAAGCAGAGACUGCCAUGAAAGCCUUCAUGGAUAUGGAGGCUAGUCUAUCAGUCGAGCAGAAAGGUGGUCGCCGAGCACAAACUGACAUUAUUGGGGUGGAUUUUCUUCUGAGCUCAAAGGACCAGGUGUUGCAAUUGGUAGCCCUGGAGAUGAACUCACAGCUGUGCCUGGAGACUUGCUCAGCCCUUGAAUCCAUGGGCCGGAUGGUGGGGGCCACAGGAAGCGAGACGGCGCGCACCUUGGUGGAGACAAUGCUGCACCGUGCACAAUGCCACCUGAUGGAGGGCAAGCAUGUGCUAGUGAUUGGGGCCGGCGGAUUCAGCAAAAAGUUCGUCUGGGAGGCUGCCAGGGACUACGGGCUAAAAAUCCACCUGGUGGAGACCGAUCCCAACCAUUUUGCCUCCCAGCUGGUGCACACCUUCAUCCACUAUGACACCACAGACCACACCAGGGAUGAAGAGCAUGCCCGGAAACUGCUGGGGCUUAUUCAGGAGAGGGGGCUGCGUCUGGAUGGCUGCCUGUCCUACUGGGAUGACUGUAUGGUCUUGACAGCGCUGAUAUGUGAAGGGCUGGGUCUGCGCUGCAGCUCCUCCAUGGCCAUGCGGGUGGCCAAGCAGAAAAGCCGCACUCACCAGCACUUGUUGCGGAGGUGCAAGGAGGGGUCCCGCUGGUCCUCCGCAGCACUCUAUGCUGUGCCAUGCUGCCACCUGGAGAGCCACGCUGAUGUGGAGCGAGCUGCCGGCCACAUCAAUUUCCCAGGUGUCAUGAAGCUCGAGUAUGGGGCCGGGGCGGUAGGGGUGAAGCUGGUAGAAGAUGCCCAGCAAUGUCACCUGCACUUUGACAAGAUCACACAAGACCUGAAGGACGACUCCGAUUAUUUCGGCAUUGGGUUGGGUUGGGGCAAUAACAUGCUAUUGAUGGAGUAUGUCUCAGGCACUGAGCAUGACGUGGAUCUGGUGAUAUAUGAGGGACGGAUGCUGGGGGCGUUUGUGUCUGAUAAUGGGCCCACCAGGGUGCCCAACUUUACAGAGACGGCAGCUUGCAUGCCCACUUGCCUGCCCCCCGAGAGUGAAUCACAACUUAUCCACGCUGCUUAUCAAUGCUGCCUGGGUUGUGGUCUCACUGAUGGUGUCUUCAAUGUGGAGCUCAAGUUGACAGCUGCCGGCCCCAAACUUAUUGAAAUCAAUCCUCGCAUGGGUGGCUUCUACCUCCGCGAUUGGAUUCGGGAGAUCUAUGGAGUAGACAUCAUGCUAGCUUCUGUCAUGGUUGCCUGUGGAGUGGCCCCAGUCCUGCCCACCCCCUCCCGUCCCCGUACAAACCUAGUGGGGGUGAUGUGCUUAGUGUCACAGCAUCUCCAGGCUCUCAAGUCCACAGCUAGCCUAGAGAUACUUCAGGCCCUACAUGAGCGUGGUGUCAUCCGCCUCAACCUGCUUGAUGAUGAGAUCGUGUCUAAAGAAUAUGAGGAGCCUUAUUGCAACGUGGCUUGUGCCAGUUCUAGUCGCCAGGAGGCCUGUGUCAAGCUACUAGGCAUCUGCCAGGUGCUGGGCAUUGACUCCCUGCAUUACCCUGUGGCUUACUUCCUCUCUCACUUCAAAUAGCCUUGGAGAUUCAGCUCCCUCAGGUUGGAGCUGAACUUGCAUGUGUGUGAGAAAGAGAGUGUGUGGGUGGGGGUGGGAGAGAGACUUGUCUAUUCCUUCUAAAUUACCCCUUCCUUUUUCCUAAGUUUUCACCACUGGAGUUUGCGUGACACAAAUUUCCUACUUACUAUUCUUUUUUGGAGCCAUCUCUGGGAAGUGCUCACACCUAGAAAGAGCUCACUUCUUUUAGGAAAGGAUUCUAAUAACUUUGAAAUCCUACCCUUCUACCCUCUGUGUGAGGAUAUUUUCUAUUUGAUUUGUGUUUCUGAUUAAUUUUCUGGGUCCCAGCCCCUGGUUUUUAAAUUACUCAUGCACCAGACCAUAGAUAAUGCAAAAUUCCAGGCUCUUCACUUUCUCUUUUUUAUACAGAAAAAGGGGAAGUUCCUUUAAGAUAGCCCUGGAGAGAGAGCCGUUUGCAUACUUCCAGAAUCAAUGGAAGAAGAAGCUUGGGUCCAAAUUUUAAAGCAGGGGUGUCAAACUGGCGGCCCAUGGGUCAAAUGCGUCACAUGCAGGCCACGCCCACUCUGGCUCCGCAAAAGCAGAAAACAUUGCAAUAUGUCGCGAUACGUCAUGUGACGCGAGUUUGACUCCCGUGCUUUAGAGUCCAUACCGUCCAGCAUAUUUCAACAGCAAUAUACUUCAAUAAAUGAGCAAGAGUAUUUCUGAAAGCACAGUUUUUCCUGAAAGGAGCCAUUGUAUGCAAACUCCAUCCAGAUACUGGUGAGCAUCUAAACACCAAAUCAACCCACUUU
Molecule: messenger RNA, 3963 nt
Organism: Pseudonaja textilis
Lineage: Eukaryota; Metazoa; Chordata; Lepidosauria; Squamata; Elapidae
Gene: CARNS1
Product: carnosine synthase 1
Biological process (GO): carnosine biosynthetic process
Molecular function (GO): homocarnosine synthase activity; ATP hydrolysis activity; carnosine synthase activity
Source: RefSeq, a predicted model, not a curated record